AGAUAUCUUGCUACAUUAUGGGUCAAAAGAGAGCACGCGAUACCAAAGCCCCCCGCGGCUCAGGCAAAUAAGCGCAAGAAGGCCGUCAAAGCUGACAGCGCCAGUGACGAUGAGCGCUCCGUCGGAGUCGAGGACCUUAACUGGAAAGAGGUCGCGAUGCCAGACCGGAUGGAGGAUGCCGAGGGAUUCUUUGGACUCGAAGAAAUUGAUGGCGUUGAUAUCAUCAAGAGCGGCGGAGAGGUUCAAUUCAAGGCCAAGACUGGGAAACCAAGAAAAUCGAUUGUGAAGCCUCCUUCUGAAGACGAUGACGGCGAGGAGUGGGGUGGCUUCAGCGACGAAGACUCAACCGAGAAGUCUCCCUCUUCUGAGAAGGCCUCCGCCGAAAAGACUGCACCUGCGCCGGAAGCGAACCAAGCCAAGGAGGACAAGAAAUCAAAGAAGGAAAAGGCCAAGGAUCAAAAGAAGGCGAAGAAAGAAGACUCGAAGCCCAAGGACCAAAAACCCAAGGACCAAAAGCCUAAAGACCCCAAAUCUACCCAGGAUCGAAACAUCAAGAGCGGACUCUCAUUCGCGGCUCUCGAGGAGGCUGAAGAUGAUGAUGGGGUUGAUGUUUCAGCUUGGGAUAGCCUCAACCUGUCCUCUGAAAUUUACACUGCUCUUUCCAAAAUGAAAUUCAGCUCCCCGUCAGCCAUUCAGAAAGCCGCUAUCCCAGCCAUUCUCGAUGGCCAUGAUGUCGUCGGUAAGGCUUCUACAGGAUCCGGUAAAACGCUGGCGUUCGGUAUUCCCAUCAUCGAGCACUACCUGGACAUGAGGGGAAAGCAGGAAGAAGAUAAACAGGAGAAGAACAAAACUCCCAUCGCAUUGUUACUAUCUCCCACACGUGAACUGGCACACCAACUGGCCAAGCACAUUGGGGAACUUAUUGCCAACUCACCCGAUACGAACGCCCGCAUUGCUCUUCUGACUGGUGGUCUUUCGAUUCAAAAGCAACAAAGACAGCUUGCCACUGCUGACAUUGUCAUUGGAACACCUGGUCGUGUGUGGGAAAUCCUCAGUACAGGAACAGGAUUGAUCCGCAAAAUGCAGAAGAUUCGGUUCUUGGUGGUCGACGAGGCCGACAGGCUUCUGAGCCAGGGCAAUUUCAAGGAAGUGGAAGAUAUCCUCGGCGCACUUGACAAGGAGCAAGCCGGUGAUAUCGAGGAGAUGGAUGAAGAGAAAGAGGAAGAGCCCAACCAAAGGCAGACUCUUGUCUUCUCCGCCACAUUCCACAAGGACCUUCAACAAAAGCUUGCAGGCAAGAGUCGCUGGACUGGCAAUGACAUGUUGGACAACAAGGAAUCCAUGGAGUAUCUUUUGAAGAAGCUGAACUUCCGCGAAGAGAAGCCUAGGUUCAUUGAUGUGAACCCUGAGUCUCAGAUGGCCUCCGGCCUAAAGGAAGGGAUUGUGGAGUGCCCAGCUAUGGAAAAGGACCUUUACCUCUAUUCUGUCCUUCUCUACUACCCCAAGCACCGGACAAUUGUGUUCACGAACUCCAUCUCCGCUGUCCGUCGUAUCACUCAGCUCUUGCAAGCACUUCAGCUCCCAGUGUUCGCUCUCCACUCUAACAUGGCCCAAAAGGCCCGACUACGCUCCAUCGAGCGGUUCUCCUCACCUACCGCCGACCCAAGCUCAAUUCUCGUUGCCACUGACGUUGCUGCUCGUGGUUUGGAUAUCAAGGGUAUCAACUGUGUAAUUCACUACCACGUUCCGCGUGCAGCAGAUGCAUACGUUCACCGAUCUGGUCGUACUGCUCGUGCCGGUGAGUCCGGCAAGAGUAUUCUGAUCUGUGCUCCUGAGGAAGUUGUCGGUGUUGCCCGCCUCGCUGCAAAGAUUCACGCCAAGAGGACUAAGGGUGAAGCCGAUGAUGCACCCAGCAAGAAGCUUCCUCUCGAGUCUCUCGAUAUUGAUCGUCGGGUUGUGGCUCGUCUCCGCCCCCGCAUGACCCUCGCCAAGCGUAUCACCGACUCCACCCUUGCUAAGGAGAAGGUGAACACCGAGGACAACUGGCUUCGUGCCGCGGCUGAUGAUCUUGGUGUUGAGUAUGAUAGCGAUGAAUUCGACCAGUCCAAGGGCAAGGGCCGUGGUCGUGGUGGUGGUCGCGAGCGUCGUGACAAGCAAGCCAGCGAGAUGACCAAGUCCGAAAUGGCCGGCCUGCGUGCGGAGUUGAAGCAACAGCUCUCUCAGCGCAUCAACAUUGGUGUCAGUGAGAAAUAUCUCACCGCCGGUCGCAUUGACAUUGAUGCUCUCCUUCGUGGAGAGGGCAACAAGGCCUUCCUCGGCCACCUUGAUCCUCUAACUUUCUAA
This is a messenger RNA of Penicillium brevicompactum, 2343 nucleotides long. It is a transcript of the gene mak5, whose product is annotated as ATP-dependent RNA helicase MAK5. The transcript is spliced from 3 exons. The record is from RefSeq and is a predicted model, not a curated record. Gene Ontology annotation, cellular component: nucleolus. Lineage: Eukaryota; Fungi; Ascomycota; Eurotiomycetes; Eurotiales; Aspergillaceae. Gene Ontology annotation, molecular function: nucleic acid binding; RNA helicase activity; ATP binding. The annotation marks the transcript as partial.